GGUGUCGGCAGAAGCGACGCGGCGGCGAUGGCGGCUGCAGGUUCGACUCCGGUCAGCCUGGCCCGCUCUGUCCACUGGUUCCGCCGGGGGCUCCGGCUCCACGACAACCCGGCGCUGCAGGCCGCGCUGCGGGACGCCAGCUCCGUCCGAUGCAUCUACAUCCUGGACCCCUGGUUCGCCGCCUCCUCCGCCGUGGGCAUCAACCGCUGGCGGUUCCUACUCCAGUCCCUGGAAGACUUGGACAACAGUUUAAGAAAACUUGGCUCCUGCUUGUUUGUGGUACGAGGGCAGCCAACAGAUGUCUUCCCAAGACUUUUCAAAGAAUGGGGGGUGACCCGUCUCACCUUUGAGUAUGACUCUGAACCAUUUGGGAAGGAGAGAGAUGCAGCUAUCGUCAAAUUGGCCAAGGAAGCUGGCGUGGAGGUGGUGAUAGAGAAUUCUCACACUCUCUAUGACCUGGAUAGAAUAAUCGAGCUGAAUGGCCACAAACCACCUCUCACGUACAAGCGUUUCCAGACCAUCAUUAGUCGCAUGGAGCUUCCCAAAAAGCCAGUGAGCAGCAUAACAAGCCAGCAGAUGGAGAAGUGCAAGUCUGAGAUCCAGGAGAAUCAUGAUGACACCUAUGGAGUCCCAUCGCUGGAGGAGCUGGGUUUCCCCACAGAUGGGCUUGCCCCAGCAGUUUGGAAAGGAGGGGAGACAGAGGCCUUGGCCCGGCUGGAUAAGCAUUUGGAAAGAAAGGCUUGGGUUGCAAACUAUGAAAGGCCAAGGAUGAACGCUAACUCGCUGCUGGCGAGCCCCACUGGGCUCAGUCCCUACCUGCGCUUCGGCUGCUUGUCCUGCCGCUUGUUCUACUACCGCCUCUGGGAUCUCUAUAAAAAGGUGAAGCGUAACAAUACACCACCACUCUCACUAUAUGGGCAGCUUCUCUGGCGGGAAUUUUUCUAUACGGCAGCCACUAACAAUCCCAAAUUUGACCGCAUGGAGGGGAACCCAAUCUGCAUCCAGAUCCCCUGGGACAGGAAUCCUGAAGCCUUGGCAAAAUGGGCAGAGGGCAAGACAGGCUUCCCUUGGAUUGAUGCUAUCAUGACCCAACUGAAACAAGAAGGUUGGAUCCACCACCUGGCCAGGCAUGCUGUGGCCUGCUUCCUGACCAGGGGUGACCUCUGGAUCAGCUGGGAGUCUGGAGUCAGGGUGUUUGAUGAGCUACUGCUGGAUGCAGAUUUCAGCGUGAACGCCGGCAGCUGGAUGUGGCUUUCGUGCAGUGCUUUUUUCCAGCAGUUCUUCCACUGCUACUGCCCUGUGGGUUUUGGGCGCCGCACAGAUCCCAGUGGUGACUAUGUUAGGCGGUAUUUGCCCAAGUUAAAGGGCUUCCCCUCACGGUACAUCUAUGAGCCAUGGAAUGCCCCUGAGUCAGUGCAGAAGGCAGCCAAGUGCAUCAUUGGAGUGGACUACCCCAAACCCAUGGUAAACCAUGCAGAGACCAGCCGGCUAAACAUUGAACGCAUGAAACAGAUCUACCAGCAGCUGUCACGCUACAGGGGCCUCUGUUUGUUGGCCUCCGUCCCUUCCUGUGCGGAAGAGCUCAGUAACCCAGUCACAGACCCAGCAUCAGGCCAGGGCAGCAGCACCAGUACAGUUCAGAGGCUGUUGCAUUGUGGCCAGACCUCUCCAAAGCGUAAACAUGAGGGAGUGGAGGAGCUGUGCACUGAAGAGCUGUACAAACGAGCCAAAGUGACGGGUCUGCACAUUUCAGAGAUCCCCAGCAAGAACUUGUGAACCCAGAGAUGGGAGAAUCACAAGGGAAGAGUUGGGGUGCUGGAGUGUUUGCCACAGCAGUGGAGGGGUGCUGCUUCCAGAGGGAUCAGAGCUUUUGACCAACAGCUGAAAAUGUGGGAGGUCUUUGAAUGUGUAAUUCUGGUGGCUGCCACAGAGAGAGAUUGCAUCACUUGUGCUUGAGUACAUUUUGGCUCACUGUUAUACAGAAGCCCUGGGACCUAAACUUGUCUCUUCUCAGCCAAACCUGGAAUCUGCCCAGAUUGGAAGGGGGAAAAGUUUUCCAUUCUCUCCCAAGUGUAUCUUUCUUUUCCAUUUGUAUGCACUGGUCCAUUUGCUGCCUAAUUACAGGGAGCAUCAUCUGCAUGUCAGAAGAAAUAGUCACCCUUCCUGUUAAAUGGCAGGCAGUGAAUUGUCUGUCGCCCCAAACAGGCCAAUUCUCCUGUCUGCAUAACAGGGUUCUCCUUGAGGCAUCUCUUUGAACAGCUCCGGUCUCAAAGCAUGUUGAAGUGUCCACCUGUAUGAGACAGUCAGCAAAGUAGUGGGAUUGGGAAAAGGAUGAAGCUGUAAUAAUGGAACAUCAGUACGGCAGUAACCAUGACCACCCUCCAUGGCCCAGGGAUCCCUUUAAGAUUCAUUGAGCAAAUAACAUUCAUACUGGUGCCUGAUCAUGACCCUGGCCAGUCUCCAAAUGAGGCAGAUGCCUAGAAUAGGCCGUUGAAUGCAGGCUUUUGCCUCUAGGGGUCAUCUUGAGAGGAAAUUUCAAGAGAAGGGUGACUCUUCUGAGAAUAAGACUGACUUGAUCAUAUAUGAAGCUUUCUCCUAGAAAUUUGCUCCUCUGAGUAGCAGAGAAAGCUACACCUGGUGAGGAAAACUAUUCUGGCCAUACUGGGCUCUGGCCUCUACCCUUCCUGCACUUUUUCCUUCCUUAAGAAGCCGCCCUUUCAAGCAGAGUGAGCAAUGUCCAGUGUGAAGCCUGUGCAGCGUCUGAUGUGGAGUGAAUGUACCACUAGAAUGAGGCUGGGCUGUUAGGCAGCUCUGAUUAGCGAGUCUUCCUUGGGCUCUAUAGCCCAUUCUUUGUGGAUAUCAGCUCCGCUUCCUGUAGGUUGCAGUGCAUUUGCAUCUGUGUGUUUGGUUUCUGCAUUGUGUAACCCUAUGGCCAUGUACCCUGCACAGCAUCUUUCCCCCACACCUGCAUUCAGUGCUUUGUAUUCUAACCUGGCAGCUUUGUAGGACAUACAGGCUGUUAACCAUACAUCCCUUGGUCUUGUUCUGUAUUUCAUGCUGUUUCAAUAGGGUGCUCACAGGCCCUCAGGCUGCCUUCCCAAAUGAUGGGUGGAAUAGAGUAGACGGGCCUCUGUUUCUGCAGCCUUCAUAAGGAAUUGUCUCCAGUAGCUGUUCUUAGCACUAUGUAUUUAUUCACAGUCUGAAACCCCUACUUGGCACAGACAUAGCCCCUAGCCAAAACAGCGGCUUAGGUUUACAUAUAGCCUCACCUACUAAUAACCUGCUCCCUUACCGUGACAUUGGGAGACCAUAGUUUCCCAUCUUGAAUAGAUUUGGAUUCAAUGUGGGCACCCUCAUAAAUGACCCUGAGGUUACAAGUAUGCAGCAAUUCAGGGGCAUAUGAAAGGUUUACAAUAUGGGGAGGUGGGGCAAUUGUAUCAGAACCAAGAGCUAGUUUAUUAAACAGCCGAUAAAUAAUCUUUCCUUCCUACUAACACUAGGGCAUUGACCCCAGAUUUCCUUUUCCAGUGGAAUCUAUUGACCAGAUUUUCCAAGCAAACAGUGAGUCACCCCUCCUGACCAUGUUUGAUGUCUAUUUUUCCAGACUAAUAUCCUCUAGCGAGGAUUUAGAAAUAACACAGUAAACCAGCAUAGCUGGGGUUUUGUCUCCAAAUCUUUACCCAGAGGGGCCCCUAUAGCCUUGUAACUGUAGGGUUUAGGGGAAGGAGAGACCCCUGUCCUCUUCUGCAGAGAGAAGGGGAAAGAAAUGCACUUUGUACACUUAGAAUUUAGAAAUUGUGACUUCUGUCAUAUGGAAGGUUUCAUGCUUGUCUGUAAAUAUGACAUUGUUUUAUAAAUGUCUUUAACCCUCUA
Gopherus evgoodei (Goodes thornscrub tortoise) is the source of this 3873-nucleotide messenger RNA. RefSeq names its product cryptochrome circadian regulator 2 (gene CRY2). Gene Ontology annotation, molecular function: DNA binding; FAD binding. The record is from RefSeq and is a predicted model, not a curated record. Bases 28 to 1776 code for a protein of 582 amino acids. Gene Ontology annotation, biological process: negative regulation of DNA-templated transcription; circadian regulation of gene expression; entrainment of circadian clock by photoperiod. Lineage: Eukaryota; Metazoa; Chordata; Testudines; Testudinidae. The transcript has 12 exons. Gene Ontology annotation, cellular component: nucleus; cytoplasm.